Molecule: messenger RNA, 2356 nt
Organism: Oryzias latipes (Japanese medaka)
Lineage: Eukaryota; Metazoa; Chordata; Actinopteri; Beloniformes; Adrianichthyidae
Gene: luc7l
Product: LUC7-like (S. cerevisiae)
Biological process (GO): mRNA splice site recognition
Cellular component (GO): U1 snRNP
Molecular function (GO): mRNA binding
Source: RefSeq, a predicted model, not a curated record
CACACAUGAUUUUUAAAGAUGUUAUGAAUAAUAUCCAAACAAAUUGUUUGCCUUCCGGAAUUUAUUGUAGCUUUUCCUUUUAUUUUAACACAAGUUGGUAACUCCUCAGUGGCACACAAAUGCAUAACAAGGUAAUUGUUGUGUGGGACCAGAUUUACAAUUUGCAAUAGUGCAACACAGCUUGAACUAAAACGUUUGUGCGCGUUGUAUCAAAAAGAAAAAACUUUCAAUUUACCUCACACUUUGCAGUCCAUUACACGUCUAUAUUUCAGACGACAGUGUAAUGCUUUCCACACUAAAAAGGUUACAUUAUUUACAGUCUGUUUUUUGUAUGACUCCCAACUUCUUAUCACAGGUAUUGGCAAGAAAACUGUUCCCAUUUAUACUUUUCUACAGCGGGUUUUAAUUCUGCAGCUGGGGUCUUGAAGAUGCAGAAGGGUACAGUAUGUGGUGCAGAUCACAGUGUGUAUAACUUUUUUGUUUUCCCAUUCGAUUUAUGUUGAACUUUUUUUUUUUUUUUUUUUUGUAAAGUGACAAAUUUAAAUGAAAUAUUCAUGAGAGAAGUGUAGGUCUUUUGUAUUACCAAUUUUGAAGAAGUGACAUUUACUUAUCACUUUUUUGCACUUGUUUAUUGCUUUUUGGUGUUCCACAGUAUAGAGUGGACAGUGAGCCAACAAUACAAGUUUAAAUGACUUGAGGCUGUUGCAUAACAAAGUCAUAAUUGAGGUGAAGGAGAUGAAACACGGCAGAGGGUCAAGUUUACCGAUGAGCGGGUGUGCAAAAGUCAUCUUCUCAACUGCUGUCCACAUGACAUUCUGUCAGGAACUCGUAUGGACCUGGGGGAAUGUACAAAGAUCCAUGACUUGGCACUUCGGGCGGACUAUGAAAUAGCCUCCAAAGAGAGAGAUCUUUUCUUUGAGCUUGAUGCAGUGGAUCAUCUGGAGUCAUUCAUUGCUGACUGUGACCGAAGAACUGAGCUCGCAAAGAAGCGCCUGGCUGAAACUCAGGAAGAGAUCAGUGCUGAGGUGGCAGCAAAGGCAGAGAAAGUGCAUGAGCUGAAUGAAGAAAUAGGGAAGCUUCUGGCCAAGGCUGAGCAACUUGGAGCGGAAGGCAACGUGGAUGAAGCUCAGAAGGUUCUGCAGGAAGUGGAAAAGGUCCGCACCAAGAAAAAGGAUGCAGAGGAGGAAUACAGGAACUCCAUGCCAGCCUCCAGCUUUCAGCAACAGAAACUCAGAGUUUGUGAGGUCUGCUCUGCAUAUCUAGGUCUCCACGACAACGACCGCCGUCUGGCUGACCAUUUCGGUGGAAAGCUUCACCUGGGCUUCAUUCAGAUUAGAGAGAAACUGGACCAGCUUAAGAAAACUGUGCUUGAGAAGCAAGAGAAGAGGAACCAGGAGCGCUUAAAGAGACGAGAGGAGAGAGAAAAGGAGGAGAAAAUGAAGAGGAGAACCAGAUCACGGAGCAGGGACCACAGAAGGUCCCGUUCUCGUGACCGCAGAAGGAGGCGUUCUCGCUCCACGUCCCGGGAAAGACGCCGUUCUCGUUCACGCUCCAGAGACAGGAGGAGGAGGCACCGCACCCGGUCCCGCUCACGCAGCCGAGGUCACCGCCACAGCCAUAGCCACGAGCAAAGCUCCAGACACAAGUCUUCGAGGGAUCGAGAGCGCUCGUCCAGAGACCGCUCGCGGGAGCGAGACAGGAGGGAUGGCGUGAACGGCAGGUCAGACUCCCGCCGAGCCGAAGAUAAGGACAUGGGAGACUUCUAAAGACCAAACCCCAUCUACUACACACAGCCGCCUGUCCUUUGUCUGUCCAUUGAUAAUAUUCCAGUGUUGCAUACAGUCUUUGCCUUGACCCCUUUAUACUCCUUUCUCUUUUAUUUUUAAAUCCUGCCCCAUCCUCAUCAUAGAACCUGUUUGUUUUUUGUUUGCUUUGUUUUGUUUUUCUAGUUUCCAAAUCUCUAAGAAAGCUUCUGGAUUUGGCAGGUUGAUUAUUGAUUAUAGAUGUAAUAAAACACCCACAUCUAUAAUGUAGUUUUAAGCCGACACAUCCCUCCUUAUAAAUCCCCGUAAAAUGAGUCAAACAUAGUGAACAAAUCUGUUUAUGGAAUUGAAUUAAAAAUGUUAGUUUCUGAUUCUUUUGUUGCAAACUGAAAAAACCUUGUCAGAAGCUCAAAACUCAUUGAGCCUGUAAGCUGUCAUUGUUUAAAAGAAAAAUUAUCCUUUUUUUCCUUCUCUAUCUGAAACUGUUUUUGCUUUGUGUAAAAAUGCAUUUCUUGACUGUUCACAUAAAUAUCUUCAUGACUUUGUUCUCAAAAGCUCAAAUUUCAAAUUAAAAUGACAGAGGUUUUAAAGUU